AUGGCUGGGCAACUUCCUACUCCAACAGCAGGCAACGCUAUGCAUAGAUUUAUUAAUCCACCAAGAACGCAACCUUCAUCACAGCCUGCGGGUGCUGUUCAUUCAACAUUGAUGGAUAUGUCAAGAUCACCGGCUCGUCUGGCUUUUCAAACUCCAUUACCAUUACAAUCAACUUUUAUUCCUCGUAUUACUGAAUCCAAAACGAACGCGGAAAAAUUUCUCUCUGAUAUCAUUGCACGCUAUUGUAAUCAAAAUGAAUACGUUAGCGUUGAGAAAGUCGUCGAAAACUUAUUUAAGAUUUACAAAGUUACAGAAUGGUCUCACUUAAAUAUUAACCAUGUGAACAAUCCUUAUAAAGAUCUAACACCAUUAUCAAAUCUUGUUUUAAAACAUGCUACAGUGAAUUUAUUCGUAGACGUCUUUAAACACAUACGAAUCAUUGGUACACUUCCUGAAUUAGAUCAAGAAAUUUCACAUCAUUUUAAAAUAGAUUCAUACGACAAAUUAAAUUUAGGACCAAUAUUAAAACAUCCUAAAAUUAUAACAUUAUUUAAUUUGCAUGAUGUGCCAAUAAUAAGACCAACAACAAGCAUUAAAAUAAUUGAAUUAUUUUAUGAUUAUACACGUACUGUAAAAUACAAUGAAACAGUCGAUUUCGACGCAUUCAAAGAUCAUGCUGCAGAAAGCUUUGGUGUAGAAACUUGGACACAUCUCGGUGUCUAUGCCAAGUCGUUUCCUUAUAUACUUCAAACAUGUCGAGCUAUGAAAAAAAAUCUCAGAACACAAAAUUCAACAUGGUCGGAAAAAAUUGAAGAAAUUGAAAUUGAGCUAUGUAAAAAAAAAUUAGAAAACAUUAAAAAUGACUUUGAAAAUGCUCUUUGUGAUGAUAAUCGUCAAAUUUAUAUUAGUAAGACACCUGUUGAUGUAUUUCAUCAUUUACUUGAAACUGUUGAAGAGAAAAUGGUUUUUGGGAAUAUUAAUGAUCAAGAUUAUCUAUUAAAGCUACUAAAUGAAUUAAAGAAUAGUGAGUUGUAUAAAUAUUUAAUGAAUUUGGCAAUCUAUUUGGGAACAAUCGAAGAACCAAAGAAGUUUACUGUAAAUAUGGAUAGCGAUCAAUCUAAUGAACAAACAUCGUUAUUAUCAUCAUCACCAGUGACUACAGGUAGCAAUAAUAAAAUACUACAACAACAACAACCAAAAGUACCGUUAAAUAAAUUAUGUACAACUUUAUAUAAAUUAAUUAAUGAAUCCGAUGGUUUAUUUCAAAUGUUAACAUUGAUUGAAAUUCAACGAGAAAUAUGUCAACAUUAUAAAAUUGAUGAAAAAAAUGAUUUUACAUUAUUAGGUUAUGGUGAUUUUAUCAAAUUUUUAUAUGAUCAUAAAAAGACAAUUGGUGAUACUUUAGAAUUUUAUUUAUUUAAUUCUGAUUCAUGUGGUGGUAUUAAACGAACAGAAUUAUUUACAUUUGUUCAACAUUUAUUUAAUAAUAGUAUUAAUGAUAAAAAAAUCAUUGAGAAAACAAUUAAAUAUCAUUUUAAUUUACAAAAUUUAAAACAAAUUGGAUUUCAUAAUAUUGAACAAUUAUGUGAUCGAGUUCAGCAACAAAAACAAAUUCAAAAGACUAUCACAACAAUCCAGUAUGAAGAAAUUUUAUUAGGUAAUGAAUAUUUAAAUAAAUUAGAUACAAAUAUCCAUCGUCCAUUUAUUCGUGAUGAUGAUCGUUUAUGUGAAUAUUUAACGAAUUGUCCACUUCUAGUUGAUAUUAAAUCAUGGUCUCAUUGGAAUCGUUUAUAUAUGCAAGACAAAGGACAUAUUAAGGAAUUUCUUCAUCGGAAUAAAUCAAAACUACCAAAUUUGUUAUGCUUAGAAGUAUCUCACAAUAAUAUACAAUUCAUUCGAUUAUCAGAUACUUCAAAUACUGAAAACUUUGAAAAGGAUUUAAUGCAAAUGCACUUGAAAGAAGCUGCUGCACAUCUCCUAUCAUUAGCAAUACAAGAACGAGACUGUACACGAUUACCAAUAGCACGUUUACAAACAAUUAUGAAACAAUGGUUUGAUGAAUUAAAACAAUCGGAUAUAAAUCACCGUUCUUCGCAUUAUGCCAUCGAGCAAAUUUUGAAUUUUUUAAGUUUUCUACCUUUUCCAUUUUCAAGUUCACUUGUGCAAAAAUUAAUUUUAGAACCAGCUGAACAUUUAUUUCGUAAUUUUAAAUCGAUUAUUUGGAAAUUGGCAAACAAUAAUUUAAUACGAAAAUUACAUUUAGAAGAGUUAGGCUUAACACUUGGUAUUGAUGAAUGGACACAAGAUUUGUAUAACGAAGCAACAUAUUUAUCAGAGAAUGUGUUGAAUACAACAUCAAAUGAAACAAUUACUAACAUGGAAAGUUAUCAAGAACAAAAUGUGACAAAAGAAAAUCGACCAAUUGAAAGAUCAAACAAUAUCGUUUAUGCUCCAAAAAAAGGAAAUUCUACUGCUUUUUCUCGUCCUGUAAGAAAUGAUGACAUUAAUAAUAGUAAUAAUAAUGACAUUGAACCAUUCGAACAUAUUAAAGAAAUUCGUAAAACUCUUGGUAAAAAUACAGAUUUAAACAAUGAAGAUCAAGAAGUGGUCGAUAAUUUACAAGAUUUACUUGGAGAAUGUUUGAAAAAAUUAGCCGAUGAUCUGUAUUCUGAUCAAGGUCAUUUUGUAUUAGAGUUAAUACAAAAUGCCGAUGAUAAUGAUUAUUCAAAAUUAAGUAAUAACUCUAUACCAAAAUUAAUAUUUAUUAUUAAUGAGAAACAGAUAACAAUUUAUAAUAAUGAAAAUGGUUUUCAAAAACAACACAUUAAAGCUAUUUGUGCUGUAGGAAAAUCAACGAAAGAUCAGUAUGAGCCUGUUAUAGAGAGUUACGACAAUGAUAUAUGGACUACUUGCAUACGAUUAAAUUUAAAAACAGAUGAACACAUUCAAGAACAAAUAAAGCAAAAAUUUGAUAAUAUAAGUCCAAAAUUAUUAUUAUUUUUACAUAGACUGAAAUCGCUUGAAGUUAAUUAUGAAGAUCAUAUAAAAACAUUUACACGCUAUGAUCAUCCAAAGAAUAUUAUUGAAUUGACUGAGUUUGAUGGCAUAUGUGAACAACGGAAUUAUUGGUUAGUCAUUAAGAAAAGUUUAUCUAUACCUGAAACACUUCAACAAAAAUUACGUGAAAUCAAAAGUAAUGUUGUAUCAACAUCAGUAGCUAUAGGUUUUCCACUUCAAUACAUGGAACAAUGUUUGCGUACAAAUACACCAGUACCUAUUCAACAUUUAUUUGCUUAUUUACCAGUACGACAAUUUGGCUUUCGUUUUAUUUUACAAGCAGAUUUUGAAAUACCAGCUAGUAGACAAGAUAUACUAAAAGGAAAUGAAUGGAACGAAUGGCUUAGAGAUGAAAUGGCUCAAUUGUUACCUAAUGCAUAUGAUUAUUUUACUGAUUUACCAAGUAUUUUAAAAAGUAUUUCAUCUUCAUCAUCUUAUUUUCAAACGAUUGAUUCAAUUCAAGCAUUUAAAUAUUUUCUAAAAUUUAUUCCCGUCACAAACGAAGUCGAUCCAUAUUUUCAUGGAUUCAUUGAACAUUGUCUAACAGAAUUGCGUACAAAAAUGAAAUUUCCAACACGAAAAGAUAAUUCUCAGCAUGAAGUUGAAUGGCAAUUGCCGUCGAAAUGUGUUAUUGUUCGUGAUCCGUUUAUUCUUAAAAUAUUAUCAUCAAAUUUAUUAUCGAAAUAUUGUGGAAAAUACUUUUUACAUGAAUAUUUACAUGAUGUUGAUGAAAAAAUCUUAUCGUUAUUAGGUAUUGAAAAAUUAAAUAUUCAUGAAAUAAUAAAAAUAAUUAAAGAACAAUUUCUCAAUCAACAACAAUCAUCUACUAGUUCAAUUGAACAAAUUGCUCAAUGGUUAAUAUGUUUAAAUUAUAGUUUAGAACAAAUGAAAUAUUUGAGUUAUAGUGAUGAUGAUACAAUUCAAUUGAAAGAAUUAAAAAUGAUUCCAAUAGAAAAUCAAACUGAACUCGUAUCAACUAAUGAAAUGACAAUAUUUUUCCCUGAUACAACACAAAUGAAUUCUACUGAAAUUGAUCGAAAAUUAAUUAAAUUGUUAAAUGAUUUACCUACAGUAAAAAUAGAAUUAUUUCAUUAUAUCGAACAAAAUUAUAUUGAUCGUUUACAAGAAAUAAAAGAAUUAUUGAAAAAAUUUGGUAUCAUAGAAAAAUGUUAUGAUGAAAUUUAUCGUUUAUUAAUUAAACCCGUAUUUGAAAAUGAAAUCAUGUGGAAAGCAAAAGAUAGUGAAACAUUGAUGAUGUAUUUAUUGUAUGUAUACGAACAUAUUCAUCAGAGAGGAUAUCCAAAUGAGAAAGAUUUUGAUAUAGAUAAUUUUAAAAAUAUCGUACAAAUUAAAUGUCAAAACAAUGAAUUUUAUAAUCCAAUGAAAACAACAAUUCAUUUAUCAACAACAGAUGCUUUUAACGAUAGAAUCAGUAAAUUAUUAAAAAAUAGCAAUUGUAUAUUCAUAUCGGAUGAUUAUUCGAAUUAUAUAAAACAUCAAGAAAAAAAUCAAUGGCAUAUGUUUCUUGAAAAAUUGGGUAUUAGUGAAUUUUUGAAAAUUGAAACAGUUUUGCAUAGUAAGUCGAAUGAUGAUAAAAUAUUUUCUUAA
Molecule: messenger RNA, 4665 nt
Organism: Rotaria sp. Silwood2
Lineage: Eukaryota; Metazoa; Rotifera; Eurotatoria; Philodinida; Philodinidae
Source: the annotation of a GenBank genome assembly